AUGCAUGCAUUUGCAUAUGAACAGAGCAUCCGCGAGAGGAGGAGGGCUGGAAGGGGAAGGAGAAGGAAGAGCGCUGAAAUCUGCCCACAUUUCGCUCCUUCCCUCUCAGACUUGUUCCCAAUUCGCUCCAAAAUUCCUAUCGUCAACGGCAUAUAUAGCAUUGAACGCACUAGUUUGCUUGUUUUUCUAAUAAUAAUAACACGAGAAAUAAAGUCUCACAAUUAUCAUGCUGCGGUUUUUGGGAAGGCAGAUAAUGGAAACCCAGGUCAGAGCCCAAGCAUUCAGGCGCAAGCAUUCACUUUCCGCGAGCUAGCAACCGCCACCAAGAAUUUCAGGCAGGAAUGCCUGCUGGGUGAAGGUGGAUUUGGACGAGUGUACAAGGGCACCAUUCCGGCAACCGGCAAGGUGGUAGCUGUGAAGCAGUUGGACCGAAAUGGGAUGAAUGGCAGCAAGGAUUUUCUGACAGAGGUUGCGGUUUUGAGUCGCCUCAACCAUGAAAACCUGGUGAAUCUAGUUGGUUAUUGUGCCGAUGGGGACCAGCGUCUUCUGGUGUAUGAAUACAUGUCGGGGGGCUCUCUAUGUGAUCGUCUUUUUGAGCCAGAGGAAGGCAAGUCUCCAUUGGAUUGGUUCAACAGAAUGAAAAUAGCGUCGGGAGCAGCCAGAGGACUAGAGUAUUUGCAUGACAAGGCCAAUCCACCGGUUGUCUACAGGGACUUGAAAUCCUCGAAUAUCUUGCUGGAUGAUAAUCUUAACCCCAAACUAUCUGAUUUUGGGCUCAACAAGCUUUCCGGGGGAGACAGGUCAAAUCUUAUAUCCCCCGGAGUUACAGGUACUUACGGCUACUCUGCUCCCGAGUACAUCAGGACCGGACACCUCACCUUGAAAUCAGACGUCUACGGUUUUGGAGUUGUGCUGCUGGAGCUCAUCACCGGACGACGAGCCAUUGAUACUACCAAACCCAAUGAGGAGCAAAAUUUAGUUUCAUGGGCACAACCCUUAUUCAGAAAUCCAAAACAAUUCCCAGACAUGGCGGAUCCGCUACUGAAGAAGCAUUUCCCGGAAAAGGAUCUGAAUCAAGCUGUGGCAGUAGCGGCCAUGUGCCUCCAAGAGGAAGAAGGGGCGAGGCCUUUGAUGAGCGACGUAGUAACUGCUCUGAGUUUCCUGUCCAUGGUUCCACCGGAAGUAAUUCCUGCAUCGCUGUCGCCGGCCACCUUGCCCCCGCAGGAUGAUGGCUCCGAAGAGGAAGAGGAAGAGGAGGAGGAGGAGGAGGAUGAGGAGGAGGAGCCCGAUUCUGAUGAGACGGGGGGGAAAUCAAGCCGCAGCAGCAGCGUGAGUUGGGAAGAGGGAAGCGUGACAUCCAGCAAGAAAUCGCGAAAUUUAAGCAAGAAGAAAAGUAGCUCCAGAGAUUUGAAGCAGAAGAGCAGCAAGAAGGGUGGAGGAAAAGUGUCGAGCAGAAAGAGCAGCAGACAAUCAUCGAGAAGCAGGAAGAUGAGCACGGAACGGGAGGAAGGAAUGCAUGAGAGAGGGAGCAGCAGGAUGUCUCAAAGAGACAUGUCAUUUGGGCUCACCAGCAGCGGCGGCGACGACAGUGACGGGGGCUCACAGGAAGGGGCCCACCAGCGGUUGCAGCACGCCCAUACCGCCAAACAACCUCAUAAGGAUCCCCACAGGGAACGACUCACCGCUUCCAGCGCCCGAGUCUAAUCAUUAUUUGCAUCUUUCUUUGCUUCCCACACCCAUUCCAGAAUAGCCACAGUCACUCGU
Messenger RNA from Neltuma alba, 1764 nucleotides. RefSeq names its product probable serine/threonine-protein kinase PBL25. Lineage: Eukaryota; Viridiplantae; Streptophyta; Magnoliopsida; Fabales; Fabaceae. Gene Ontology annotation, biological process: protein phosphorylation. Bases 1 to 1704 code for a protein of 567 amino acids. The record is from RefSeq and is a predicted model, not a curated record. Gene Ontology annotation, molecular function: protein kinase activity; ATP binding. The transcript has 5 exons.